AUGGGUGCCCUGUGGUUGGCACUGCUUCUGGUGCUGCUCUUCUUUCACCUGGGGCUUUUGGCAUGGGUUAUCUUUGAGCACUUCCUCACUACAGACGUCCCCGCUGCCCUACAGCAUCGAAUCAAGUUCCGAAUUCUGCACUGUGUGUUCCUGUAUUUUGUGACAUUGGGCAGCAUACUCGAGAAGCUGCAUAUCUGUUCCAUGCCCAAAUUUUUCCGUUUUUUUCAAGACCAUGCAUUUUCACGGAGAGACCCUGCACUUAAGAUAACCAAUCUACGUUUUGGGACAAUACGUGUGAGACUGUACCAGCCUAAGGCAGAAUCCUCCAAGCCCAGGAGAGGAAUCCUCUUCUUCCACGGAGGGGGCGGCAUGUUUGGAGGCCUGGAUUGUUUCUACACUGUGUGCUGCUUUCUGGCUCGAGAGACCGACUCUGUGUUGUUAGCAGUUGGAUACCGCAUGUAUCCUGACCACGGCGUCCUUACCAUGGGGCAAGACUCUUUAAAUGCCUCUGUUUACUUUAUGAAGAACCUGAAAAACUAUGGGGUAGAUCCCAACCGGGUUUUGGUCUGUGGAGAAAGCAUCGGAGGCACACUUGCUACUGUCAUAGCACAGGCCUUUGUGAAUAAGUCACCUUUUCUCCCCGAUUCCUUCAUGGAUCUAUCUGAUCUUCCCCGGAUCCGAGCACAGAUCCUUAUCUAUCCGUUUCUCCAGGCGCUCAAUUUUCAGCUACCAUCCCAUCAGCAGAACCAAAAUAUCCCGUUCCUCAAGCGGAAGCUUAUACUAAAUUAUACGUGCAGCAUUAUGGACAUUAACCAGACCUGGAAGGAUGCCAUUUGGAAGGGUGAGUUCGUUCCCCCGGAAAUCUGGAAGAAGUACCAGAAGUGGCUCAGUGAUGAGAACAUACCCAAGAAGUUCAAGAAGAGGAACUACCGACCGGUGACUCACAGGACUUUUAAUGAGGCUGCCUAUCUGGAGGCCUCGAGACUUUGCCAUGUAAAACACUCACCCUUAACAGCAGAUGAUGAGGUCAUCGCUCAACUUCCAGAGACCUUCAUUUUGAGCUGUGAAUAUGACCUAGUCCGAGAUGACUCCAUCCUCUACAAGAAGAGACUGGAGGACCACGGGGUCCCUGUGACGUGGUACCACGUGGAGGAUGGCUUCCAUGCAUCCCUAAUCUUGUUCGAUAAGAAGCCUUUUUCUUUCCCGUGCUCUGUGGAAAUUAUGAAUGCUGUGGUCAGUUACAUAAAGGGCAUUCACUAG
Molecule: messenger RNA, 1260 nt
Organism: Elephantulus edwardii (Cape elephant shrew)
Lineage: Eukaryota; Metazoa; Chordata; Mammalia; Macroscelidea; Macroscelididae
Gene: AADACL4
Product: arylacetamide deacetylase-like 4
Exons: 4
Coding region: 1-1260 (419 amino acids)
Molecular function (GO): hydrolase activity
Source: RefSeq, a predicted model, not a curated record